This is a messenger RNA of Prosopis cineraria, 2448 nucleotides long. Its product is annotated as probable methyltransferase PMT10. The coding region runs from base 144 to 2102 and encodes 652 amino acids. Lineage: Eukaryota; Viridiplantae; Streptophyta; Magnoliopsida; Fabales; Fabaceae. The record is from RefSeq and is a predicted model, not a curated record. Gene Ontology annotation, cellular component: cytoplasm; trans-Golgi network; endosome. The transcript is spliced from 9 exons. Gene Ontology annotation, molecular function: methyltransferase activity.
CGAGCCUUGUUACGGUUACGGACAGCCCCGUCGUUCUUUUGGCCUCCGUUCAUCUUUUUCCCUCACAUGCUCCAUAGCAGAUAAACCAACCCCUAUAGUAUAGCCUGCAAUUUUCUCCCUCCGCCUCUCCUGCCAGGGUGAUCAUGAAAUUCUCAGGCAUUUUACCCGUUGAUCUCCUUAAAACCUCUGCUUUCGUCAAACUUACGGCCUUCGUCCUCAUCUCUCUAUCCCUCAUAUUGGUCUUGAACCAUUACUCUUCCACUUACUCCUCCCGCACCUUCUUCUCCGGCUCCGCUUCCCUCGACAAUUCUUCCUUUACUGUUUCGUCGCCGGGCCGAUCUCCGGUUCCUCCGCCUCGCCAGAAAGUAUUCGCGGUGCCUUCGCUGCCGCCAGUGGAGAGGAUGGGCGUUGUGGACGACAACGGUGUGAUGUCAGAUGACUUCAAAAUUGGAGAGCUUGAUGCGACUUUGAUACAGGAAUUGGGUACUUUGAGCGACAUGCGAGUGGAGAAGGAGGGGGAAAGUGAUGUCAUAGUUAGGAUUGAGAGGUUUAAGGUUUGUGACCCAAGCAUGACUGAUUAUAUACCUUGCCUGGACAAUGAUGAAUGGAUUAAGAGGCUGAAUUCAAGCCAGAGGGGGGAAAAGUAUGAACGGCAUUGUCCUGAGGAAGGCAUGGGGCUUAAUUGCUUGGUGCCAAUGCCCAAGGGGUACAAGAGUCCACUACCGUGGCCCCAGAGCAGAGAUGAGGUGUGGUUCAGUAAUGUACCUCACACACGUCUUGUUGAAGAUAAAGGGGGCCAAAAUUGGAUAACUAUAAAAAAGGAUAAAUUUGUCUUUCCUGGUGGUGGAACACAAUUUAUUCAUGGUGCGGAUAAAUACCUGGAUCAGAUUUCAGCGAUGGUUCCUGACAUUGCAUUCGGUCACAGCACCCGAGUUGCUUUAGACAUUGGUUGUGGAGUGGCAAGUUUUGGUGCUUAUUUGAUGCAACGUAAUGUCACCACUCUUUCAAUUGCACCGAAAGAUGUUCACGAAAACCAGAUUCAGUUUGCUCUAGAGCGUGGUGUUCCUGCCAUGGUAGCAAUUUUUUCUAUGCACCGUUUGCCAUUUCCUAGCCAGGCUUUUGACCUGAUUCAUUGUUCAAGAUGCAGAAUCAAUUGGACACGUGAUGAUGGAAUUUUGCUUCUGGAGGCCGACAGGCUGCUGAGGGCAGGUGGAUACUUUGUCUGGGCUGCACAACCUGUUUACAAGCAUGAAGAGAUCCUCCAAGGUCAAUGGAAAGAAAUGGAGAACCUAACUGCGCAUAUUUGCUGGGAGCUUGUGAGAAAGGAGGGAUAUAUUGCUAUAUGGCGGAAACCAAUGGACAAUAGCUGCUACCUUAGUCGUGACAUUGGUGUGCAGUCUCCACUUUGUGACUCCAAUGAUGAUCCAGAUGAAGUUUGGUAUACUGACCUUAAGUCAUGCAUCUCUAGAUUACCUAGUAGUGCUUGUGGAGCUAAUGUUUCUAAGUGGCCUGCACGCCUUCAUCAACCACCAGACAGGCUUCAGAGCAUUAAAAUGGAUGCCCAUAUCUCUAGGAAGGAACUUUUCAAGGCUGAAUCAAAAUAUUGGAAGGAAAUAAUAGAUAGCUAUAUUGGAGCUUACCAUUGGAAGGAAUACAACCUAAGAAAUGUUAUGGACAUGAGGGCAGGUUUUGGGGGGUUUGCAGCAGCUCUGCAUGAUCUUCAGAUUGAUUGUUGGGUUAUGAAUAUUGUUCCUGUUAAUGAAUUCAAUACCUUGCCUGUUGUAUAUGACCGUGGACUGAUAGGAGUGAUUCAUGAUUGGUGCGAACCAUUUGACACAUAUCCAAGAACCUAUGAUCUGCUGCAUGCAGCGGGUCUUUUCUCUGCUGAGAAAAAGAGGAAAAGGUGCAAUAUCUCAACCAUCAUGUUGGAGAUGGAUCGAAUGUUAAGACCUGGUGGGCGCGUAUAUAUACGGGACUCCAUAUACGUUAUUAGCGAACUUGAAGAAAUCGCAAAUGCCAUGGGCUGGGUGAAUUUCCGGCAUGACGUGGGCGAAGGUCCUUAUGCUAGCUGGAAGAUAUUAAGAUCUGAGAAGCGCUUCUGACAAGCUUAAUGGUGUCAAUAUAAAUCAUGUGGAUGUUAACAAAAGGAAUAUGAUAGGUAUAGCUGUCUGAAAUCUCAUGGUGCGCCAGAAAUAGGCUACAAGCCGACAACUAAACUAGGCAACGGCGCAUCUCCCUUCAAAAGCCAAUCUGGAAUCCCUGCCAAGAUGAAGAGGUUCUUAUUGAGAUGUACAUCCCCGAUUUUUCUUUUUCAUGCCAGAUAUUAUUAUUUUGCUUAAUGAGGACAAGGUUUUCCAAGCACAAACAGGGGUGCACAUGGGCCGGAUAUUACCAUUGCCUGUGCCCAACCCAAUAUGCAAUUCGGGCCAGGUUUGGCCUAUACAAUUA